GGGAAAUGAAGGCGGAGGAUACAAAAGACACUUCCUGUUUCUGUUACCAGAUGGUGGCUCCGACAGGUGUUGCCUUACCCUUGCCCUGUUGCGAAGGGGCCGCUGGGCCGUCUGACUGACGCUAGCGCAUAGAAUCCGUGUCCCUGGGAAAUUGUUCGUCUUUGUGGUCACCGCCCUGAAGACAUGGAUUUGGAUCAGUUGGACCUGAAUCCCAGAAUCAUCACUGCAGUGAAGAAAGCCAAACUGAAAUCCGUGAAGGAGGUUUUGCACUUUUCUGGACCCGACCUGCAGCGGCUGACCGGCCUCUCGGGCCCCGACGUGCAGCACCUGCUGAGGACGGUCUGCUCGCACCUGCGGGGAGGCAGCGUCUGCACAGCGCUGGACCUGCGCCAGCAGAAGGGGCGCUUCCCCGAGCAGCACCAGCGCCUGAGCCUGGGCUGCCCGGUGCUGGACGGGCUGCUCCGCGGCGGCCUACCCCUGGGCGGCAUCACCGAGCUGGCCGGCCGCAGCUCGGCGGGGAAGACCCAGCUGGCGCUGCAGCUCUGCCUGGCCGUGCAGCUCCCGCGGCGGCUGGGAGGCCUGGAGGCCGGGGCCGUGUACGUGUGCACGGAGGACGCGUUCCCCGACAGGCGCCUGCAGCAGCUCAUCGCGCAGCAGCGGCAUCUGCGGGCGGACGCUCCGGGCGACGAGGUGGAGAAGAUCAACUUUGGCGACCACAUCUUCAUCGAGCACGUGGCCGACGUGGACGCGCUGCUGGAGUGCGUGCGGAGCAAGGUGCCCCUGCUGCUGUCGCGGGGGAUGGCGCGCCUGGUGGUCAUCGACUCGGUGGCGGCCCCAUUCCGCUGCGCGUUCGACGGGCCGGCCUCGGUGCGCAGGGCCCGGGCUCUGCAGGCGCUGGGGGCCGCGCUGCGCAGGCUGAGCUGCACCUUCCGGAGCCCUGUGCUCUGUGUCAACCAGGUGACCGAGGCCGUGGAGGAAGAGGACGCCACUCCCGGGGCCCCAGGGGAGCGCCUGGCUCCAGCCCUCGGCAUCACCUGGUCCAACCAGCUGCUCAUGAGGCUGGUGGCCGACCGGCAGCGCCCCGAGGAAGCCCCGCGGGGCCACCCCGGCCGCACUCUGAGGGUGGUCUUCGCCCCCCACCUGCCCCCCUCCUCCUGUUCCUACACAGUCAGCGCCGAGGGCGUGCGAGGGACGCCCGGGACCCAGUCCUGCUGACCGGAAAGCCGCCGCCUCAGCCUCCCAGGGGCACCGCCUCCAGGCCAGCUCUCCUGAGGUCAGCUCGGGCCCCUGGGGCCAGCGCCUCCCUCGCCCCAGGAGCACAGCCCGCUGUGGGGGAGGGGGGGGCUGAGGGAGGCCCUGCACGAGCAGCAGCUCCUGCCACCAGCCCCUGCUGGGUCAGCCGCCAGGUGUCUUGUGAGAGGUCGGCCCAUCUGCUAGGAAAACCCGUCCUGGGUGCUGGCGGGACCCGGCUGGACGCCUGGCAGGGCCGCACAGGUCCUGCCCCUCUGGGUGCAAACCAGGCAGCUCUGACCAGCUGCUGGCGGGACGCAGGGCCCAGGGGGCUGUGGCUGCCCAGCCCAAGGACAUGGCCUCCAUGUGGGCAGAGCCGAGUCUGUCUCCACCCGUCCGCUCCCUGCCCAGGCGCCUCAUGUGCUGCCUGGCGUGUGAGUGGGCACAGCUGUGCCCCAGGACCUGUCCCUGCGACUCGCUCUUGGCCGGACAGGUUCCGAGUGAGUGACCCUCGCUCCUGCUCCCCAGCCCCCAGCCCCAGAGGUGGCACCUGAAACGGGGCCACCAAACAGUCAGGGACCUGCCCCCCCUGCCCCCGCCGUGAGGGGGCGGCCACCCCUGGGACGGGACCAUGCUGUUCGGACACCGUCCUGUGGCAGGAUGGCCCUGUAAAUGCCAUCACGUCCCCUGCCGUCCGUGCCCGGCGAGGUGGGGCGGGCGUGGAAGAGAAGGCGCCCGCAGGGCUGGCCCGCGUCAGGAGGCCUCACAGCGGGAAGCAAGGCUUUAUUUUUGUGAUGAAAUACAAACCAGUGCAAACGG
Molecule: messenger RNA, 2049 nt
Organism: Eptesicus fuscus (big brown bat)
Lineage: Eukaryota; Metazoa; Chordata; Mammalia; Chiroptera; Vespertilionidae
Gene: XRCC3
Product: X-ray repair cross complementing 3
Exons: 8
Coding region: 184-1215 (343 amino acids)
Biological process (GO): resolution of mitotic recombination intermediates; double-strand break repair via synthesis-dependent strand annealing; t-circle formation
Cellular component (GO): replication fork; Rad51C-XRCC3 complex
Molecular function (GO): ATP binding; four-way junction DNA binding; ATP-dependent DNA damage sensor activity
Source: RefSeq, a predicted model, not a curated record